AUGGUUACGAUGUCCGGACCGGAAGAUCCGGACCGCAAAGUGGUCUUGGAGUUUUGUCACCUGCUGGAGAAGUCUAAGCAACUGUUUAAUGGACUCAGAGAUCUUCCUCAGUAUGGUCACAGACAAUGGCAGGCCUACUUCGGACGAACGUUCGACGUCUACACAAGAUUAUGGAAAUUCCAACAGCAACAUCGACCGAUUCUGGAUCGGAAGUACGGACUCAAAAGAUGGCAAAUUGGAGAGAUAGCCAGCAAAAUUGGACAACUGUAUUAUCACUACUAUUUAAGGACUAGUGAAACAAGUUACCUAAACGAAGCCUAUUCGUUCUAUGCAGCCAUAAGGGGGCGCGCCUAUUAUUCAAGGGCUCUCAAAGAAGAUAGGUCUGAUUUAAUGGUGAAAAAAUUAAGAUAUUAUGCAAGAUUCAUCAUGGUGUGUCUUUUGCUAAAGAAAAUGAAACUGGCGAGGGAACUCGUUCAGGAGUUAGACAGACAUAUAGGUGACUACAGUGCAGCCUACGCAGCUGAAGAUAGGCACGAGUGGAUGUUAGUACUGGACGAAGCAAAAUGUUUCCUGAAGGCCGAAGGCCUACUUCAGGUUGUUCAUCCUGAUACAGGACCGGUGAUCCUUUCCCACAGAUUGGGUCCCUUAACGGCGCCUCCGCCUUUACCACAUACAGAGCGCCCUUUAAUGAACCUGACGUUACAAGAGGCGCUUCUAGUCGGAAAUAGAUGUGAUCAGGUAAAAUUUUCUGAAAUAACUGCCGACAUGUACAGAAUGCUUCAAACCUUAGAACGCGAGCCUGGAGGUUAUGCAGAAAAUGGUCACCAUUACUCCUCGCGUUCCCGGAGGCACCAUCAUUCAGGUGGUCCCCCGUCCUACCGUUCGACGUCCCUCAUAGGCGAAAACCCACAUAAGUACUUACUCUAUGCUCCAACUUUGGCACAACUACUCCUAUUCUUAGCAGCAGGCAGCAGAGAGUUGCCCCAAGGGGGCGCGCUUUUACUAUACCUCUCCGCAGACGCCUGCUUUGGAGCAUCAAUUGGUUAUGAAUCUGGUGGCGUCGUGACUUCUACAAAACGUGAUACGCCCCCGCCGUCGCACCAUCAUCGAGCGCCCCCACACUGCCAUACCGAUGACGUCAUGGGGCAUGGUAAGGACCCGCACUGCCUUUACCCAGGGGACCUCUACCCUUUCACGAGGAGACCCAUGUUCCUGGUUGUCGAUUCAGACAAUUCGUUCGCGUUUCAGAACAUACCGAGAUACUUCGGCCAACCACUAGUAGCAUUAUUAUCACCUCAAGACAUUCCUCCUGCAUUUCAAGAUUUACAACGUGACGGGUCCCUCUUCACCCUGUUUCUUCAUUCGCCGCUGCUCGCCCUGUGUCGCUGCUGUCACAUAGUAGAUUUGAGUGCCCACACAUGGGACAGAUGUCGCUCUCAGUACGAUAGGUUUGCGUCCGAGGUGACAAGACUGAUGCUGUCGCACACCGCUUCCUCCAGCGGCGCUGGUGUCGCUGCUGAUAUGCAGCAGGACGGAACGGGAGCAGGAAUCGGGGAGGCGGAGAAAGAAGGUUAUCUGCACUUCUUCGGAGAUGAAUAUCUAAGGACUCUGAUUUUAAGAUUUGUUUUCUGCGACAACGUCUUGAGGCUCCAUCGAGGAUUCAGGAGUCGAAGAUUUCGGCCAAAGUGUAGCCCUCCUCUGCCAAUCCCAGAUCUGCUGGAGCACCCCGCUUUGGGUCAGAUAGUAUUGCAGCUAGCCCAACAAUUGGAUGCCAGGAGUCAUUUCUCGGAAGACGAUUCCGGGGCGGCUACUGGGGCCUCUUUAUCGACACCACCUACAGGCGUCCAAUCUGGCGCCACUGGUGGAGUCUCAUCUUGGGAAAGAGACACUGGUAGGAGGCAACAUGUUGCCAGGAGUGAAAUGAUGCAACAGGAAUGA
Ctenocephalides felis (cat flea) is the source of this 1938-nucleotide messenger RNA. Its product is annotated as protein SCAI-like. The record is from RefSeq and is a predicted model, not a curated record. The coding region runs from base 1 to 1938 and encodes 645 amino acids. Gene Ontology annotation, biological process: DNA-templated transcription. Gene Ontology annotation, molecular function: transcription corepressor activity. Gene Ontology annotation, cellular component: nucleus. The transcript has 13 exons. Lineage: Eukaryota; Metazoa; Arthropoda; Insecta; Siphonaptera; Pulicidae.